AUGGUGAUCCACUUUCGAAUCCUUGCACUGGCUCUGCUGCUUCAGAGCAGUGUGGCGUUUGCCCCUGUGAGCUUCAGAGGCCACCAAAGCGGUGUAUUAACCAAGCUUUUCGAGAAACUGGAAUCUGAACCUGGAAAGUCAAAUGCUCCUGGACACGAAGUGCGCGCGAGUGGCCCAGUACCGGACUUGUCUCCCGAGGAGCAAGAGAGAUUGCAGGCUCAGGCUGAAGCUUACAUGGGGUACCAGAAGGAAGCCCCAAAACUCGAUUGGCCCACGGAAAUCCGGACGUUGGUUCAGUACAAUCAUGGGUAUGCUGUCAUUUCCACCAAUUCCAAAGCUGAAGAAGGAUACCCGUCUGGAUCAGUGGUUGGAUUUGUACCCGAUGAGAAUGGAAAUCCUCUCUUUUUGUUUUCGGGCAUGUCUACCCAUACUCAGGACAUCCUGGUGGACCCCAAGGCGAGCUUGACUGUGGCUGCCAAGGAAUUUAAAGGAGCGGCUGAUGGCCGUGUCAAUUUAAUGGGCACCUGUUCGAAGUUACCUCAGGAGGAAAUUGAGAAGGCCAAAGAGCUCUAUUUGGCCAAGCAUCCCAACUCUAAAGUCUGGAUUAAUUUUGGAGAUUUCACUUGGUUCCGUCUUCAGGUUGAAAAACUCCGCUUUGUUGGUGGAUUUGCCCGUGCCGGGUCGGUGACAGCGGAGGAGUACGUUGCUGCCAAACCGGAUGCCGUGGCACAGUUUGGAGCUGCGAUUGGUGGCCACAUGAACGAAGACCACUCUAGUGCUACUCUUGCUAUGGUGCAGGGAUUGCCUGGGCUUGACGAUAUUACCUUGACAGCUGCAGAAAUCACCUCGGUGGACUCGCUUGGGAUGUACAUCAAGGUAACACGUGAACCGGGCCUCUCUUUCCAGCCAGAACAAUUCAAAUUGAGACUGCCAUUUUCAAGACAAGCAGAGGACCGAAAAGAUGUUCGCACUUUGAUUGUCGAGAUGACUCAGAAGGCGGCGGCAGCAGAGCAAAGCUAA
Seminavis robusta is the source of this 1020-nucleotide messenger RNA. Lineage: Eukaryota; Bacillariophyta; Bacillariophyceae; Naviculales; Naviculaceae. The record is from the annotation of a GenBank genome assembly.